AUGGGACUCCUGUUUGUGGCCUCCUCUCUUCCAGAGUCUUCCAGUGCAGUCCAGAUAACAUCUCUGAGAGUCUCUUGAGGCCACUGAAGCAAGAGGCUUCAAGGUUUGUUCUAGGCUUCUCCAGUUGGCAGGUCUUCCCCAUCCUACCCCCUCCCUCAGGGCUGCCAGGCAUAUCCCUGCCUGGGCCUCCUGGCACAAGAGAUAAAAUGAACAGGGCUACUCCCAGCAACUGGUCCAGGAGAUACCAGCAGGGAGGGAGCAAGAGAGAAGAAACAUGUCAAGGUGCUCACAGGAGUAGUUGGGGGGAAGUUUUGCUCUUUCCAGAUUCUUAAGCCAACAAAAGUGCCUUCAUCAUUUUCUGUCUGAAAGACAGAAAGCCCAGAAGGAGCCCAGAAGCAACAGUUCAAGACAGGUGCUUCCUGCAACCAAGUGGAUAAGAGGAGCGACCUGCAGCCAUGGGACAGGGUGAGCCAAGCCAGCGCUCCACAGGUCUUGCUGGACUGUAUGCAGCCCCUGCAGCAUCACCUGUUUUCAUUAAAGGAAGUGGGAUGGAUGCCCUGGGUAUCAAGAGCUGCGACUUUCAGGCAGCAAGAAACAAUGAGGAGCACCACACCAAGGCCUUCAGCUCCCGGCGCCUCUUUGUGAGGAGGGGGCAGCCCUUCACCAUCAUCCUGCACUUCCGCGCUCCAGUCCGCGCAUUUCUGCCUGCCCUGAAGAAGGUGGCCCUCAUUGCACAAACUGGAGAGCAGCCUUCCAAGGUCAACAGGACCGAAGCCACAUUCCCAGUGUCCAGUGUGGGGGACCGAAAGUCGUGGAGUGCAGCGGUGGAGGAGAGGGAUGCCCCGUCCUGGACCAUCUCUGUGACCACACCUGCGGAUGCUGUCAUUGGCCGCUACUCGCUUCUACUGCAGGUCUCAGGCAGGAAGCCACGCCUCUUGGGCCGGUUCACAUUGCUCUUUAACCCCUGGAGUAGAGAGGAUGCUGUGUUCCUGAAGAAUGAGGCUCAGCGCACAGAGUACUUGUUGAACCAGAAUGGUCUCAUCUACCUGGGCACAGCUGACUGCAUCCAGGCAGAGUCCUGGGACUUUGGCCAGUUCGAGGGGGAUGUCAUCGACCUCAGCCUGCGCUUGCUGAGCAAGGACAAGCAGGUAGAGAAGUGGAGCCAGCCAGUGCACGUGGCCCGUGUGUUGGGUGCCUUGCUGCAUUAUCUCAAGGAGAAGAGGGUCCUGCCCACCCCGCAGACCCAGACCACCCAGGAAGGGGCCUUGCUGAACAAGCGCCGGGGCAGCGUGCCCAUCCUGCGGCAGUGGCUCACCGGCCAAGGCCGACCUGUGUAUGAUGGCCAGGCCUGGGUGUUGGCCGCUGUUGCUUGCACAGUGCUGCGAUGCCUGGGAAUCCCUGCCCGUGUGGUGACCACGUUUGCCUCAGCACAGGGCACCUGUGGGCGUCUGCUCGUAGAUGAGUACUAUAAUGAGGAGGGACUUCAGAACGGAGAAGGCCAGAGAGGCAGAAUCUGGAUCUUCCAGACGGCCACAGAGUGCUGGAUGACGCGGCCCGCCUUGCCCCCGGGCUAUGAUGGAUGGCAGAUUCUGCACUCAAGUGCUCCUAAUGGAGGUGGAGUCCUGAGGUUCUGUGAUCUGGUGCCGGUCAGAGCAGUCAAGGAGGGGACGCUGAGGCUGACCCCAGCAGUGUCAGAGCUUUUUGCUGCCAUAAAUGCCUCAUGUGUGGUGUGGAAGUGCUGUGAGGAUGGGAAACUGGAGUUGACUGACUCCAACACAAAGUACGUUGGCAACAACAUCAGCACCAAGGGUGUGGGCAGUGACCGCUGUGAGGACAUCACUCAGAACUACAAGUAUCCUGAAGGGUCUCUUCAGGAAAAAGAGGUGCUGGAGAGAGUUGAGAAAGAGAAAAUGAAACAUGGGAAAGACAACGGCAUCCGUCCUCCCCGUGUCGAGACUGCCAAUCCUCUGUACCUGCUCUUGAAAGCACCUAGCUCCUUACCCCUGAGAGGGGGUACCCAGAUCUCGGUGACGCUGGUUAACCACAGCGAGCAGGAGACGGCAGUGCUGCUGGCAAUUGGGGUCCAGGCUGUGCACUACAACGGUGUCCUUGCUGCCGAGCUCUGGAGGAAGAAGCUGCCCCUCAUGCUCAGUGCCAACCUGGAAAAGACAAUAACCAUUGGCCUGUUCUUCUCCAAUUUUGAGCGAAACCCACCCGAGAACACCUUCCUUAGACUCACCGCCAUGGCAACACACUCUGAGUCCAGCCUUAGCUGCUUUGCUCAGGAAGACAUUGCCAUUUGUAGACCACAUCUUGCCAUCAAGAUGCCAGAGAAAGCAGAGCAGUAUCAACCCCUCACAGCCUCAGUCAGCAUCCAGAACUCCCUAGAUGCCCCCAUGGAGGAUUGUGUGAUCUCCAUCCUGGGAAGGGGGCUCAUUCACAGAGAGCGGAGCUACAGAUUUGGUUCAGUGCGGCCCGAAAACACCAUGUGUACCAAGUUCCAGUUCACGCCAACACAUGUGGGGCUCCAGAGGCUCACUGUGGAAAUGGACUGCAACAUGUUCCAGAACCUAACCAACUAUAAAAAUGUCACCGUGGUAGCCCCUGAACUUUCAGCUUAAACUUCCAGCUCUAUCACCACUCUCCUGCCAACCCUUGCUCUACAAUCUAAACCAAACAUGUGCUAGGAAGAGAAA
Piliocolobus tephrosceles (Ugandan red Colobus) is the source of this 2696-nucleotide messenger RNA. RefSeq names its product erythrocyte membrane protein band 4.2. The transcript is spliced from 13 exons. Gene Ontology annotation, biological process: peptide cross-linking. Gene Ontology annotation, molecular function: protein-glutamine gamma-glutamyltransferase activity. Bases 456 to 2621 code for a protein of 721 amino acids. Lineage: Eukaryota; Metazoa; Chordata; Mammalia; Primates; Cercopithecidae. The record is from RefSeq and is a predicted model, not a curated record.